Messenger RNA from Hyaloscypha bicolor E, 973 nucleotides. Its product is annotated as signal peptidase subunit. The record is from RefSeq and is a predicted model, not a curated record. The transcript has 3 exons. Gene Ontology annotation, biological process: protein targeting to ER. Lineage: Eukaryota; Fungi; Ascomycota; Leotiomycetes; Helotiales; Hyaloscyphaceae. The coding region runs from base 103 to 771 and encodes 222 amino acids. Gene Ontology annotation, cellular component: membrane; signal peptidase complex.
CUCGACGCGACGGUCUUUUUAAUUCUUCCCACACUCCUUACCACAUGCCAUAACAGAGUCUAUCCAAGCAAAAAGAAGCGAUCGCCAAAGGGCCACGCAACAAUGCAUUCCAGCAUCGUCCGCAUCCAAAAUGUCUUCGGAUUCUUCACAACCGUCGCCUUCGUCGUCGCAGCCCUGAUCGCAGCUUCAGAUCUGAUAGCACCACGAACACCAAGCGCAAAUGUAGCAGUAAAAGAUGUUCAAGUAGUUCGAGGCAGACCACAUUACUACUCUUCGAAAAAAGAAGAAUAUGCCGUAAUCAAGUUCUCCCUCUCCGCCGACCUCUCCUCUCUCUUCACCUGGAAUACGAAACAAAUAUUCGUCUACGUGUCCGCCUCAUGGCCCAACUCCACCUCCACGGAACUCACGAACGAGGCUGUUAUCUGGGACACAAUUAUUACGAACCCGUCUGCGGACCAUCUGCAGAACAUUGGACCCGUAGCGAUGAAGAAGUUGAUUAGAAGCGCGAAGGGGAAGAGUGUUGAUCCGUCAAGGGGCAAGAUCGAGCUCAAGAAUCAGAAAGCAAAAUACCAGAUUACGGCUCCUACGGGCAAGGUCGCGGAAACGGAUAAUGUGGUGCUGAAGGUGCAUUAUAAUGUGCAGCCCUGGGUUGGCAUCUUGACGUGGACGCCGCAGAUUGAGUUUGGCGGGUGGAAGAAGGUUAAGGGGGGUGUGAGCAAGGUGUUUAAGUUGCCGGCCUUGAAGGUCAAGAAAGAAGAGAAGAAGGCGUAGGUGCGUGGGAGCGGGAGAGGUGCGCGAGUUUGGGGAACUAUAGAGGGUUCUAGGGUUCUGGGGUUCUUAGGCAUAUACGGACUGAUGAAAGUCCUGGAAUGAGUGUUUCUCAGCCAGUAUUCCUAGCAUUCUCUCGUAUGUCUCUGCCCGUUGGGGGAUCCUUAAGUGGCCGUACUUUAUUUUAAGCCAAGUGGCUCUCAAA